AUGUCUGAUCAUACUGGUCGGCCUACUGGUGAGGGCCUAGUCCUGGAGGCAUGGGGCCAGGGUCUGAUGAUUGGCAGCUUGCUCAUCAUGGCAGCCAUCACUCUCUCCAACAUGAAGAAGCAUAUUCUUCUACACAAACUCAUUCUCGCAGAAUUGAUUCUCGCAAUGGGCCACGGUACUUUUAUCUUCCUGCAUGAGCCCGCCUAUGGCUGGUACCUAUCCGUCACUGCGAUCGGUCUGAAUGUAUCCUGGGCAUUGCACAAUGUCAUUGCCUGGAUGAAGAAUAGACCGUUCCUAUCACGACGCGUUUCGAUGAUUUACAUCGUUACUGUUAUUCUUUGUUGGCCGUAUUGGAUUGUCGAGAUCUAUGCCAACUUUACUUACUUCAAUAAUAUCAAUAAUAUCUUCCAUACGACUCGGCCGCUAGAGCCGAUCUUCAGGGACCCUUGGUGGGUGUUCACCACAAUCUCCCUAUUCUACACCAUCAAGCGCGAGUACAACUUUGGACUAUGGGAACUCGUCUUCAUCAGCCCUCGCUUCGGAGUUAUGCUCGCCUCGAUGUGUCUCUCCAUCGCAUUCAUCGUGGUAGAUACUUGCAGUGUCCUAAACGCCUUUAGCGAUGCACUGCCCCAAGGUAUUGAGCCAUUCUGGAAGCUAUCCUUCAUCUUCAAAUGUCUCUGCGACACAGUCAUCCUGGACGACUUCAAAACAGCCCUAGACCAAAUGCGCGCCUACUGGCUCCGAAAACAAGCCAGCGGCGAGAUCCUCCUAACGAACGCAAAUACAGCCCGCUCGCCACGUCGUGGUGCGCAGCAAGUCGAGGAUAUCGAGUCUGGAUCUGGUGGGCACAGGAUGGUGCGAAAUAACAAGUCUUUCUCUAUGCCUCGCGUCGUGCUGAAGGAUGAGGUAUAA
Penicillium daleae is the source of this 912-nucleotide messenger RNA. RefSeq lists its product as uncharacterized. NCBI's taxonomy places the organism in Eukaryota, Fungi, Ascomycota, Eurotiomycetes, Eurotiales, Aspergillaceae. The transcript is spliced from 4 exons. The coding region runs from base 1 to 912 and encodes 303 amino acids. The record is from RefSeq and is a predicted model, not a curated record.